AUGUUCAUCACUUACAAUGACCUGGAUGACAUGCGCGACUCCCGCAAGCGCUCGCAGAUCAACGCAUACGUCAAUCGCGGUCGAAGGGUCAACAAAGUCAAAUCCUCUGCACAACGACAGUCACGCCCACCACUUCAAUGGCAGGCGCGACCUCCUAUUCGAACCUCUGCUCCCAUCAAGGUCGAGCCAGAGCUAUUGGAAGAGGCCAAAGACAUCGCCAACAUUCGAGAGCCGAGAGUUACCGAGGAAAUUAUUUACGCCUUGCUGAAAAGGCGACGUCUCCCAAGAAUAUCGCUCCAACAUACCCUGGGUGGCCUUCGGAGGGAUCCCUUCGCAUCAUUUCCCAUCCCUCAGUCUGGACAGGUUGAAUGGGCGGCCGAUUUUUUCCUCCAAGAUUAUGCCACCAUGAAUGCAUCGCUGUAUUCCGACGGAGCAGGAAAGAAUUGGCUCACAGGCACGCUUUUCCCACUGGCCCUGCAAUCCGACAUGCUCUUUGAAGCACUCAUUCUUUCCAUGGCAAGAUAUUCCCAGCCUGCCAGCACCAACGCCCUUGUGCCGGGCGGUGUUCACUUCGCACAUCUCCGUUCGAGUGUUCUUGGGAAACUCCAUCGGACUCUUUCUCAGGACAAGGAGAUAUCGACUUCGGACACGACCAUCCACACCUUCUUUGCCGGUCACGACGAUCAUGCAGCAACUCACCUCAAAGGCCUUCAGACGCUCGUUUCGCUCCGUGGUGGACCUGAGCAUGGCAAUUUCGACCGCCAGACAAAAUACAAUCUGGCAGGCACACAUGCACUAUGCUCAUUUGCAGAGCAGCGACUACAGGAAUCGUCGGGACCGCCCGUCAAACCAGAAUCCGAACUGACGUACCCAAAGCAUCCAUUCUCGCCACAACUGUGCACGGAGAUUGCAGUCCUGCCCCGUGGAAUCAGUGACAUUGCCCUUGACGGAAGAAUUUCAACGCAGAUCAUCGAGCUGCUCUGCCGUCUCGCCCACAUGGCCCAAGAGACCCCAUUGACCAACCGCGCCACGACGGAAGAAAUCUACAACGUCUCGGUCGACUUACUGACCUUUAUAACCCGAACAAAUAUCUCUGCUCUGGAACGGAGCGUAUGCGUCUUUUGCUGGCUGUUUGUCUUAAGGGAGACACCCAACCGGAACGAGAGCCAGAAGUUUUACGGACAGUUCCUCGAGAACAUGCGACGCCGAAUAAAGAAGCUGGCCCAUUCGUUCAUGACGCUGGAAGGUGCAAAGCCCGACUACGCAAUCUGGGGAGUCGCCAUCCUCGUGGUAGAGAACAGCGGGGAGAGAAUCGGUCUCACCGAGGACGAUCGCUCUGAAGUCUUUCAAGACCUCGUUCGCCGCUACACUGUGGCGAGGAGCUGGAAGGAGACGUUUAAGAGCCUGAAAAGGUUUUUCUUCCUGGACAAUUGGGUCGAAGAGUAUCGUGUCUGGUGGAACAAGGAGAUUGAGAGAUAUAAAAAGCGAUCUCUAGAGUUAGAAUCCAUCUAA
Messenger RNA from Cladophialophora psammophila CBS 110553, 1512 nucleotides. RefSeq lists its product as uncharacterized. The transcript is spliced from 4 exons. Lineage: Eukaryota; Fungi; Ascomycota; Eurotiomycetes; Chaetothyriales; Herpotrichiellaceae. The record is from RefSeq and is a predicted model, not a curated record. The coding region runs from base 1 to 1512 and encodes 503 amino acids.